AUGACCGCAUCAUAUCCGGGUACCUUACACAACUAUGCUCCGCGCUUGGUAGCCUUCGAAUUCGGCUCUCUAAGCACCCCCAAGCCACACAGUCUCCUCUUCAUUGGCGGUCUCACGGACGGCCUCUACACAGUUCCAUACGUCCAGGAAAUUGCAAAAGCCUUGGAGUCCACAGAAUGGUCCAUUUACCAGCUCCAACUCUCCUCUUCCUACAGCGGCUGGGGCAUCGGUAGUCUCGACCAAGACGUCGAAGAGAUCGGCCAAUGCGUCGAGUAUGUCCGUAACCUGAAAAAGAACUCCACCUCAAAUGGCAAUGCCGGCAAGGUCGUCAUCAUGGGCCAUUCAACAGGGAGCCAGGAUGUCCUGCACUACGUGUACUCAGAGAAUCCACUCCCACGCAACCCCGAUGCUGAUGGUGUACAAGGCCUUACCCGUCCGGCUGUAGAUGGGGCGAUCAUGCAGGCACCCGUAUCUGAUCGGGAAGCGAUACUGCAGACCGCGAAGGAGAGCUCGGAAGCCCGGGAGGCAUAUGACGCACUGGUGAAAUUUGCACAGGAGCAACCAGCUCGUACGCUUUGCCCUCUAAAUCUUACAGGACUAGUUGGGUUGGAACCUUCUACGCCAGUUAAUGCGAGGAGAUUUUGGAGCCUCGCGAGCCCUGAAAGCCCUGCAAAACCGUCGGAGGAUGACCUCUUUAGCACGGAUAUAACGGAUGAAAGACUUGGUGAAACAUUUGGGCAGGUUGCGACACGGGGCCUGUUACGGAGUACUCUUGUUGCACUCUACUCUGGAAACGACGAGUACGCACCAAACGGUGUUGAUAAGGAGGCUUUGAUGGCGCGAUGGAAGCGAGCAACCGACGUUGGAGGGGAGAAGAAGUGGGAUGAUGAGGCUAGUGGAAUCAUUCCUGGGGCGAGUCACAAUGUCCGAGACGAGGGACAGGCAUGGUUGAUCGAGCAUGUUCUGAACUACUUGAAUCGGGUUUGA
Messenger RNA from Aspergillus puulaauensis, 987 nucleotides. RefSeq lists its product as uncharacterized. The coding region runs from base 1 to 987 and encodes 328 amino acids. NCBI's taxonomy places the organism in Eukaryota, Fungi, Ascomycota, Eurotiomycetes, Eurotiales, Aspergillaceae. The transcript is spliced from 2 exons. The record is from RefSeq and is a predicted model, not a curated record.